AGCUAUUUUUUAAAUAUAAUUCGUUUCUGAGUAAGAACUGGAGUAAUGAUAUUAUGCUUUACGUUCGGUUUACUGGUAUUUUCUGUAAUGUAUGGCGAAGACGUUGAAACAUUUAGAAAAUAUCCAAUUCCAAUUUUCAGAAGAUACGAACCUUUUCGACUAAUUAAUUCGAAGUCGAUUUCUAGAAAUGAUAUACAUUAUUCCAGACUGACCUGGAAGAAGAAGAUAACUUUUCAAUUUAUGGCUUUCCAUAGAUUCUUUCAUGUUGUCGCUUACCGUUCGACUUUGUCUGCGGAUGCCACUGUUUAUAUCCACAAUAGAAACAAUGUUACAAUGAAAAAUCUGAUUAAUUUAGGAAUAGAAGUCUACACUGGAUGGCUGGUAGGCCAUCGCGAUUCUUUUGUUGUAGGUUUCUUCAAUAAGAAUGUAUUUCAGAGCAUCAUCGUCACUGAAGAGGAGACGUUUAAUGUGGAACUUGCCAGUAAAUAUUUAAAAAAUAAAACAAAUUUUGAUGCAAUUGUCUACAGAAGUUCAGAUAUUAUAAUUUUAUCUGAAAAUAAUGGCUCAAAAUGUGGAAGUAUAGCAAACUGGAAGAUUAAAUCUUUAAAGAUUGCACACGAUGCGGGAAGAACGUUCGAAAGUUCGAAUGAGAGAACGGUAUGCAAUUUAGAUAUGGUUAGUGAUAUAUCUUUAUACGAUAAGGAUAACUCUAACGAAGCAGACAUUAUUCAACAAAUGCUCUUUCUAGUUACCGCUGCGGAUAGGUUCUUCUCUAAAUUCGAUUUUAAUAGAGAUGGACAACGAGAUAAUAUAGGUAUUACAGCGAGUAGAUUUACGAUAUUUAAAGAUUUUCAAUCCACUCUCUAUCCAUUUAGAAACAUAAAUAAUAGUACAGACAUAGAGAAAUACCUGAAAAGUGCAGAAAAUUACGAAAACGAUUGCUGCUUAGUCCAUUUUCUGUUCUUCAAAUCGUUUGAAAGCGAUAAGAGUGUUGUAGCGUCUUUUGGUGGUUCCGAGAAUAAUGGAAUUUGUAUGAACUCAAGAAGGACAUUUCGUUCGAGAAAUGUUGUUAUCACCACAAGAAAAUACGGUCCAUUUGCAAGACCGUUAAUUGAAGCAUCUUACUUAUUUGCUCACGGCGUGGCUCAUGCUUUCGGUGCACCCCACACGAAUGCCAAUAGAAAAGGUCAGAAUUUUUUGAUGGAUCCACAUUUUGGCAUGUUAGAUUUGACAAAAACGACUCUUUCAAAUUAUAGCAUCGAUUCUAUAUCUGGGAUUAUUCACGAAAGAGGAAGUUGGUGUUUGAGGAAGGAGGACGAUGCCGUUUGUGGUAAUAGGAUUACAGAAGAAGGCGAAGAAUGUGAUUGCGGGGAUAGGAGUAUUUGCGAUAGUAUCGAUCCCAGCUGUACCCCUUCAGACGGAAACGGCACAGAUAAACCAUGCUCUUUACGACGUAGCGAAAAUAAGAUUUGUAGUCCUAGAGAAUCAGUAUGCUGCACCAAAGAUGGAAAAUAUGUUAGGAGAGAAGACAAGAAAAUUUGUACAAGUAACCUUAAUGAAUGCGUGAAACCACAGAUAUGUAAUGGCAAAUCUUCAGAUUGCAAACAACCCAGUAUUUCGUAUCACAGAAAACUGUGUGCAGGAAACUCAAGGUUUUGUUACCAUAGUUUCUGCAACGGAAGCAUAUGCUUCAAACAUGAAUUAUUGGAUUGCGAAUGUACCGAUGAUUUUUAUGCGUGCCAUGUUUGUUGCGUGUAUAAAAACAUAUGCAAUUCCUUUUAUCUGUUGGCUAAACCAUUGUACAAAGAAGUUCCGAUAAAGCGAUUAGGAGAAUAUUGCAUGAAUAAAACGGGCUACUGUAAUGUGGAUGGAAAAUGUAUUAAAUUUGAAUUCAAUCCUUAUGAAUCCUUGAAAUAUUCUUCUAUUCACCACAAUGAUUCUAAUUUAAUGUUUCUGUUUUUUGCAUUUUUAAUAUCAGCCAUUAUAUUAAGCAUAAUUUACAAUUACAUAAAAAGAGGAAAGGAGAGAAGACUAGCAAUAUACUUUCAAAAAUGUAUCAAUAUAAGAAGAAAAGAUCUUAGCCAUGAAAUUACACAUAUAAAUAUCUCACAGAUUAAUACUUUUAUCCGUUUGUCAACUUUGUUUCCAUCUGUUUCACUUAAUAUCAUAUUUAUUUUGAUGAAAAUCUUGAGUGAAGAGAGACUGGUAGUGAUCUCUAUAGUGUCUAGUGGUAUUCCUAUGAGGAUCGAGUUUGAAAAACCGAUUUUCAUUCCCAAAAUGAAAUAUUAUAAGAUAUUAGGACCUAAACAUAGACAUUUUAAAAAGAAAAUUUCCAAAAUUAAAAGAGCACUUUCGUAUAGAUUGGAAGAAGAAAUGCUAUAACGUGAACAUUGAAUUUAUAACCGAAAAGUAUAC
Molecule: messenger RNA, 2415 nt
Organism: Centruroides sculpturatus (bark scorpion)
Lineage: Eukaryota; Metazoa; Arthropoda; Arachnida; Scorpiones; Buthidae
Product: disintegrin and metalloproteinase domain-containing protein 10-like
Exons: 4
Coding region: 46-2382 (778 amino acids)
Biological process (GO): membrane protein ectodomain proteolysis; Notch signaling pathway
Cellular component (GO): plasma membrane
Molecular function (GO): metalloendopeptidase activity
Source: RefSeq, a predicted model, not a curated record